Molecule: messenger RNA, 4882 nt
Organism: Oryzias melastigma (Indian medaka)
Lineage: Eukaryota; Metazoa; Chordata; Actinopteri; Beloniformes; Adrianichthyidae
Product: proline-rich protein 36
Exons: 15
Coding region: 1780-4449 (889 amino acids)
Molecular function (GO): calcium ion binding
Source: RefSeq, a predicted model, not a curated record
UAACUUCAGUUUGACUGUAGAUGUUUUACUGUAAACUGUCGGUUUGUUAUGAGAAUAUUCUGCCUAGUUUACAGUUUACAGUAGCUUUAUUGACACUUUAAAUGUGUACUUGAUAAACGUUGAAUGUAUUUUUGUAUUCCGUGUUUUAUUAGUUCCUCAGAGCUCCAAGUAGACCAGACAGAGCGUUAUUUAGGUGUCACCUGUGACAUAUUUGGUGUCAAAGAGAUUUUGAUCUUUUUGCAGAGCCUCUUCAUUUUUUUAUUUGGAUCAUUUUUUUUUUACAUUAGUGACAUACAUUUCAAAGAACUCCUUUAUGCUGAUUAAUUGAUGUUUGGAGAGGAGAGACAUGGAAAACUCUGUUAAAGUGUUUGUUGGUUUCUGUUCUUAAUUUAAUGGGAGCCGUUUUGUUGGUUUCCUUAAUUUGAAUUGAGGAGAUGAAGCUGAAACGGUGGCCCUCAGGUGAGUGUUUGCACAGCGGUUGAAUGUCGUGCGUAGGUGGAGGAGACCUAAUGAAAAACCUGUGACUGAUCGUCUUUCAUGCUGCCGCUCGCACAAAACCCGCAAGAAAACGCACAAAGGUUUGUGACUCUGCUGAGUCACACCGACACGACGAGAUGUUUCCCCACCGCGUUUGUUUAGUGAUUCACAAAGAUGCAGUUUACAGUUUGAAGAGUCAGGAAGGAAUGUGAUGAAUGAACCAAGCUGGCAGCUCAGACAUGUUACCUUACAUGUCGUUUAAGCGUUCGCUACAACUUGUCGCCUGCAGCACGCCCAUAGAAAAACGUGGAUGAACAGUUUCACUCUCCAGGCUCAUUAAGAGCUCUACAACCUUCAUAUUUCCUAUGAGCCACCUUUGUGUCCCGAACAGGUUUGACCGAUUUUCGUCAGUAGAAAGCCUGUAAGAGCAGGUGUAACUAACACUUAUGUAUUUCAUGUGUUGUCUAAAAUGGUUCAAAAUGUUUUCAAAUUUGCAAAUGAUUCCAAAGAAAAAUUGGAAACUCAGAAGAGUAUACAAACUUUUUCAUUUAUUAACUUUUCUACAUGAUUUUAACAAUAUAAAGAAUUUUAAAAAGCAAAAUGAAAAAAAAAACAAGAGAAAGAAAAGGCUAUUACUGUGAAAAUAUUUAAAAUCAAAUAUCGAGAAAAAAAUAAUGAAGAAAAAGUGAAGAUAUUUAAAAGAUGUGAUGUGAAAUAAAACCUAAAGUUAAAAGAUGUUUUAAAAGUCUGUAAUAAUUGAUGGACCGGUGCUGUUUUGUAGAUGUCUUGACAAGACCAGCUCAGUGGCCUUGUGGAGGAGUGUCCGCCUUGUGACUGGGAGGUCAUGAGUUCAAAUCCAGGCCGAGUCUGUAAAAUUGGGACCCAGUUCCUCCCUGUUUGACACUCAGCUUUAAGGAUUAAUGAUUGCACCAAAUGAUUCCCCAGCGCAGCUGUGUCUGCAGCUCACCCCUCCACCAGGGGAUGGGUCAGAUCUGGAGAACACAUUUACUGGGGCUUUAAGUUUUUGUGUUUUUAUCUAUUUUCUUAACCAACUAUAUUCCAUUAGGAGUCAUGAGGUCACUUGAGCCGUUCCCAGCUGAUGGACACUAAGGGACACUUUAGGAAGCACUUUAGGAGAAAGCUGGAGAAAACCCUCGCAUGCAUGAGGAGGACAUGCAAACUCCGCACAGAAAGUUGCCAAUCAGGAUUUGAACCGGAGCAAUCUCACUGUGUUGCCAGAGUGCUAACCACUGCACCACCAUCCUUCCCAACCUUAACUUUAUUCUGAAAAAGACAACAAAAAUGUCAGUUUUUGGCUGGAAAAUGUCUUUCCUCCAGCAGAGGGCGACAUUUGCUCGAUUAUUUAUCUCCCAUAAUCCCUCUUCCUGUUUUCUUCCACACUUUCUACCCCGAAAGCUCCUCCCACCAAACCUCCCAAACACCCCCCUUCAGUCCUCGUUACCCGGGAGACGGCUCAGGCGAGCAGGUGAUGCAUUGACAGGGAGCAGAUGGUUCCCUGUGGAGGAACCCAUGUACGUGACUUUUGUCAGCAAAGCCGUCCUGUGGGACAGAGAGGUCCACCACACCUCUGUCCGUGUCGGUUCUCUGAAGCGUCCCUCCAUGUGUCCACGGUUCCUGUCUCACAUGAGGCUUCCUCCUGAAGAAGACCUCCAUCCUCUGCAUUUCCUGAACUCCAUGUCCAUGCAGGAGCUCCCAUCCGAGGAGGAGACCACGAAGACCCAAAGUCCCGAAGGACACUUUCAGACCAAAGACGUCAGAGGACAGACGGCUGCAGACGGCCCUUUUCUGCCUGAAGGAGAACGUUCUUCUGAGGGCGUCCGUGUCCAAACUCCUGCUACUCCACCUCCGUCCCGCUUUCAUUCAACUCCUCCCCAUAAAACCACACCUCCUCCUGACUCUGGCAACUCCAUUCCUACUCCAGUCUCCUUCCAUCCUUCUUGCUCCUGUUCUCCACGAAGAACGGAUGAAUCUCUGAAGGAGGAGGUUCUACAGCCCACUCCGGUGAAACCGGACUCUGAGCUCAGCUUGGGACCCGCAGGACUGAUGUGCUGCAUGUCCCCGUCCUCCCUCUCUCAGGGGUCUUUCUCCCUGUCCAGCCGUCCACUCUCCAGCUUGUUCAGCCGCAGCACUGACCUCUGCAGCAGCAGAAACAGCCGAAACACUUCUGAUUUCAUGGAUUCGGAUCCAGAAGACGUCGAUAGUUUCUCCUCAGAUCAGCGAGUGAAGCAGGUUUCUCCGACCUCCGACCCUCCAACAGUAUCAAACCAUCGUCAGUCCCUUCACAGCCCCUCUGCUGCCCCCACUCCGCUCGCCGAGUCUGUCCUUUCUCGACCAGAACCGCCCUCCCCGGUCCAAAGGCAGAGGAUCCAUUCCCCUGGAGAAGGACCUCAUUCGAGCACCAGGAGCUCUGAAGAAGCAGACGUCCACACAGAUACACCUGCAGAAGCGUCUCCUGGAGGCUGUGCGACCCCGUCCUCCCCCGGCCCCUGCCUGAGCCCACAGAGGUCCACUCCCCAUUCCAGACUGGAGAGGAACUUUACUCCUUCUGAGUCCCGGCUGGGGUCCCACCGCUGGCCUGUCCUGCCCCCCAUCACCCCCAUCAGAGGACAUUCAUCCUCCUCCUCGUCUCACUGCUCUGGGUUCAGCUGCAGCCUCUCCCACAUCUUUGACGACCUGGAGGCCAUCGCUCCCCCGUCACCGUCUUGUCUUUCUCUGGAGCAGCCUUCAGACUCCUCUCGGUCUCCUUCGCCCAGCACAGAACUGUCCCCGGGCCUUGCAGCGGUCACAGUGGGUUGUGACUCUGGAGAUCUGGGCUCUAUUUCCCGAGUGCAGCUGCUCCUCCUGGACCGACCGAUACCAGACGCCCAUCUGAGCCCGUCUGAGUUGGAGGAGGGAUUUUCCCCUUUGCCAGACUGGUGCGAUCCAAUGGUGCAGUAUGAUGAUGACACAGGUGACUGGAGGCCCCUCACAGCUGGCAGCGUCUCUGAAAGGUCCUACUCGGCGGCGAGGGGAGACACAUCGGAUUGGUGUGAGAGUCCUUUGGUGUCGCCAUCCUCAUGGAUCCUAGAACCGUCGUCGGACACGCUCCGAUCUUCUGGUUCUCCUUUACACCCUGAUAACGAUGACGGAAACCCCGCUGAGGAGGAGCCCAAUUAUCAAGAAAACGGAGAUCGGGAUCUGUGCUCGGACGGAGAGCAGAAGAGGCCCAAGAGUCCCGAAGGCAGACCUGGACAGAGAGACCGGCAGAUGGGGGAGAGGGAAACAAAGGCGUGGAGCAUGCUCUCCAAACUGCAGGAAAACACGCCUCAGCAGAGCAGCAGCAGCACAAGCCGCUCCAAUUUUGAAGACUUCGACUUUUUGGCAAAGUACUGCAUUUUCAGUCAGGAGAAGCUGGCUGAGUACAAAAGAGCUUUUGAAGCAGAGGACCGCAGUGGCGACGGCUACAUUUCUUCUCUUCAGGUUCUUCUUGCCCUCAAGACAAUUAUUCCUGAAGAGCAUCUGUCUGAAGAAGAAGAGAUCUACGUGUACAGGAUCUUGGAGAUGGUGGACUUCAAAGUGACAGAUGGACUGGUGGAUCUGAGGCUGUUUGCUGUGAUUGCAAGCCUGGCACAGAAAAUAGCUUCCAUGGAUGAGUUUAUGCGCUCCCUCAUCAGCAGCAUGGACUUCCGCUCCCUUGAAGUGAGGCUCUUCAAAGCCAAGCAGCUGUUUCUGUUCCUCCUGGAGGAGCAGCAGGCGGAUGCGGGCCUUCAGCAGGGCUUCAUCAGCGGCGAGCAGCUCCUGCUGGAGCUGAAGGCCGGUGGGAUCCAUCUCGAGCAGGAGGCGGUCGUCAGGCUGGAGCUGCAGAACAUCCCGCCUUUGGACCUGCUGGACUUCCUGGCCUACCUGCCGCUCUUCAUGCUCAUUCAUAAAUCCGUCAUCUCCAACCCGCUCAACGACUCCAGACAUUUUUAGACUCUUUGAUUUCUCUUUAAUAUACUGUAACUUUUCAACUGUUCACACGAUCAACAUAAUUCCAGUAGAUUUUAAAGAAGAAAAGCGGCUCAUUCCGCUUUUCUUCUUUAAAAUCUACUGGAAUUACGUUGAUCGUGUUCACUUUUUUUGUAAAUCAAAGAACAUAAAUGCUGGAGAUGUUAAAGGGUGAGCAGUUUCCUUCAGAAAUCAAUGUCUGUGGAUUUGACAGUUUUCCCUGAUAAUGUUCUUGGAAGCCGGUUUCCAUGACGCUUAACUAUUCACCACAAUAAAGAGGUCUUAUCAGCAGAAAUGCAGCUGCUCAAUGUUUGUGCUUUGUUUGCAGCAUAUUACCAGCAGCUUGUGUUCAAUAAUGUUCAAUUCAAAUCCAUAAAAGAAGAGAAGAAAUAAUAAAAAAUAAAUAUAUUCAACUGUU